AAAAUUCUGAAACAUCGCGGGAUUCUUAAAGAAGCGGGAAGCCGUGUAUUAUGCUCGCCCCAAUUCCGAAGGCAUCGGAGCUACGACAGAUUGGCUUUAUCCCUUAUCCGUUGUUUCUCCCUGCAUUUCCUGGAUUCAAACGGUUCUUUGCAUUUCUUGGACAAUUUAAUUUGACUAUUUUCUCUCGUAGUCGGACUUUAAGGUCGAUCUAUGGAUAUUGAUGACAUUUUUGGUAUCAUCCGACCUAUGAGUGUUCCAAGGAAGAGUGCAAUUUAUGUAUGGGGAUACAAUCAAUCUGGGCAGACAGGUAGAAAGGAGGAUAACGACCAGUUGCGGAUUCCAAAGCAGCUGCCUCCUGAGCUAUUUGGAUGCCCAGCUGGUUUAAAUGCACGCUGGUUGGAUGUUGCUUGUGGUCGUGAGCAUACAGCAGCAGCAGCCUCUGAUGGGUCUCUGUUUACUUGGGGGGCUAAUGACUUCGGUCAAUUGGGAGACGGAACUGAGAACCGAAGCAAAUAUCCCAAGAAGAACCCCGUGAAAGGGAUGGUACCAAGCCAUCUGGAAGGCUCUGGGUUUGGGGACAGAAUCAGGCUUCAAAUCUUCCUCGCUUAUUUUGGGGUGCUUUUAAACCUGAUACGGGAAAAAGGAAGGACAUUCACAGAAAUCAGUGCAGCUGAAUCAACUCCAAAUAAGCCCAUCAACAUUCCUCAACUUGCGAGCACUAAGGAAGGGAGUGAGGAAGGACCGGAGCUAGCCAAUAACACCAAUGCAGGGAGUGAGCACAUGCGCCUAGCAUCCAGUGAGCAAAUAAUUUGUGAAGUGUCUUGUGGGGCUGCUCAUGUGGUUGCGUUGUCUGAAGAUGGUCUAUUACAAGCUUGGGGCUACAAUGAGUAUGGUCAACUUGGCCGAGGUGUUACUUGUGAAGGAUUGCAGAGGGCCCAUAUAAUAACUGCUUAUGCAAAAUUCCUCGACGAAACCCCGGAACUUGUGAAGAUUACCAAAGUGUCAUGUGGCGAGUACCACACAGCAGCAAUGUCUGACAAGGGCGAGGUUUACACAUGGGGCCUUGGAAAUAUGGGUCAACUUGGGCAUUCUUCUCUCCAGUAUGGAGAUAAAGAGCUGCUACCAAGGCGAGUGGUUGCCCUUGAUGGUGUUUUUGUGAAAAAUGUGGCGUGUGGUGGCAUGCAUUCAUGUGCUUUGACUAAGGAAGGAGCUCUUUAUGCUUGGGGUGGUGGCCAAGCUGGUCAAUUAGGCCUUGGGCCCCAGAGUGGAUUCUUCUCUUGCAUUUCUAAUGACUCUCAGGCAUUUUUCCGAAAUAUUCCGGCUUUAGUUAUUCCAAAAGGUGUGCAACUUGCAGCGUGUGGACAUUGCCACACUCUUAUUUCCACAAGGGAUGGCAGAAUUCAUGGAUGGGGUUAUAAUAAUUAUGGCCAAGCUGCCAAUGGGAAAUAUACAUAUGCUUGGUAUCCAUCACCUGUUGACUGGUGUGUUGGGGAAGUGCGGAAACUAGCUGCUGGUGGGGGCCAUUCAGCAGUGUUGACUGAUGCAUGUUCCUUGAAGGAAUUGUGUGAGUUUAUACUUGCAGACAAUCUGACAUUAUCUAAUGCUCUGGAAAUUGAGGAUGUUGCAUCUAGAACUGGCUCAGAUGCUCUGGCACGGCUUUGUGCUAGACUCAGGAUCUACUGACGGGGAUGACGAUUGGCAGUGCUAAAGAAUUUGAUGGUCUUUACUACCUGGAUGGAAAUAAAGUCAGUAAUGUUUGGUCAUGCAAUAAGUGUUUCUCCUUAGGACUAGUGAGUUGGAGUUGUGGCACAAACGUCUUGGUCAUCCUAAUUUCAAUUAUAUGUCAAAAAUGUUUCCCUCAAGUUGCAAUAAAAGUGAUUGUUCUCAGUUCUAUUGUGAUUCAUGUGAAAAAGCAAAACAUCAUCGUGUUUCCUUUCCUAAUCAGCCAUAUGUUGCAUCAAAACCUUUUACAAUCAUUCAUAGUGAUCUAUGGGGGCUCUCUCGGGUUUCUAAUAGGACUCACUCAAAGUGUUUUGUCACUUUUAUUGAUGACCAUUCUCGUGUUACUUGGGUGUUCCUUCUAAAGGACAAAUUUGAUGUUUCUCAGGUGUUCAUUGAUUUCUAUCACAUGGUCAAAACUCAGUUUCACACGUCUAUUCAAACACUCCACACUGAUAAUGGCACAGAAUAUUUCAACAAACAUCUCUCCACUUUUUUACUUUCCAAUGGAAUUGUUCACAAAAGUACUUGUCCUUAUAGCCCUCAGCAAAAUGGUAUUGCUGAAAGGAAAAAUGGGCACAUCCUUGAAACAGCUGGUGCACUUCUCUUUGGCAGCCAUGUUCCUAAAUAUCACUGGGAUGAUGCUGUCCUAACUGCAACCUUCCUUAUUAAUCGCCUUCCCAACCGCACCUUGUCAUAUAAAACUCCCAUUGAAGUUCUACACCAAACUUACAAUCUACCCUACCCGGAAAAUACUUUACCCUUACGAGUAUUUGGGUGUACUACCUAUGUUCAUCUUCAUCACACAAACAAACUUGACCUCAAAGCUGUCCGAUGUGUUUUCCUUGGUUACUUUGCCAAUAAAAAGGUGUACAAAUGCUUUGAUCCUAUUACUAAACGUAUCUUUACCACCUGUGAUGUCACCUUUCACGAAACAAAAUCUUCCUACUCACAACCUCCAAUCCAGGGGGAGAAUUGGAAUGAAUUGUAGAUUGGCAUGUGCGAGAACAUGAGUGAAACACUUGAAACACCUAACCCUAUAGCUAUACCUCAUCAUUUGUCUCUUGAGCUCACUGAUCUUGAUUUGGACCUGGGAAUUGAAGACACCAAUACCACCACUCAAGCUGAAAGUGAUGUACCAACUCCUAGUCCAAAGGCGACGUCCACGACAGGGGGAGACACCAGAUUUGUGCAAACCUAUACAUGGAAAAACAAGACAGGUAAACAGACCCAUAUCUCAAGGACUGACCAGGAGUCAGACCCAAAUGUAGGUCUAAAAGAAUAUAAUGGAGGAAGUCUGGAAGAAUCAGGUGGUAAGGAUGAGAUUGACCUACCGAUAACUAUGAGGAAGAAGCCGAGAGCUUGCACUAGGCAUCCUAUCGAGAGGUUUGUGUCUUAUCAAGCAUUGUCUGCUAAAUUUUCUGGAUUUACUGCCCAUUUGGAUAGUGUUACAGUACCAAAGAAUAUUGAAGAGGCCAUGGCUGUACCUGAAUGGAGACAAGUUGUAAUGGAGGAAAUGGAGGCAUUGACAAACAACAAUACUUGGAACGUGGUAGAAUUACCUUCAAGAAAGAAAGCAGUUGGAUGUAAGUGGGUCUUUACACCUAAAUACAAUGUUGAUGGUAGUCUAAACAAACACAAAGGGAGACUUGUUGCUCAAGGGUUCUCCCAAGUGUAUGGUAUAGACUACACGGAGACAUUCGCACUGGUAGCCAAACUCAACACUGUUAGAAUAAUUCUAUUACUAGCAGCCAACCUUGAUUAGCUAUUACAUCAAUUAGAUGUAAAAAAACGCCUUCCUAAAGGGUGAGUUGAAAGAGGAAGUGUAUAUGAAGUUACUGCCAGGGUUCCCAGGAAAUAAGCCAAAUCAAGUGUGCAAAUUGAAGAAGUCCUUUUAUGGACCAAAGCAGUCUCCAAGAGCGUGGUUUGAGAGACUCAUAUAGGUACUAAAAAGGGCAAGGUUCAAACAAGGUCAAAGCGAUCACAUCAAUUAUUGUUUUGUUGGUUUAUGUGGAUGAUAUGGUCCUUACAGGCGAUGAUAUUAAGGAGAUUGAAAAUCUUAAAAGGGUGCUAGCUCAAGAGUUUCAGAUAAAAGAUCUUGGAGAAAUGAAGUAUUUUCUAAGUAUGGAGGUGGCAAGAUCCAAGAAGGGAAUAUCUAUUUCUCAGAGAAAAUAUGUGCUAGAUCUCUUAAACAAGACUGGCAUGCUUAGGUGUAGACCUAGUGAUACACUUAUCCGAGUUGACAAGAUAAGCAAUGAAGAGGACUUUAGCAAGUCUAAUGAUAUGGGUAGGUAUCAAUGUAUGGGGGGAAAAUUAAUCUAUUUGUCACAUACUAGGCUAGUACUGCCUUUGCAGUUAGCAUGGUGAGUCAACAUUCACAUGACCCCAAGCAGAAACACUUGAAUGAGGUCUACAGGAUUCUUAGGUAUUUGAAAGGUACUCUUGGAAAGGGUUUAUGGUUUAAGAAAUCUGAGAAGCGCGGUGUAGAACUCUACACAGAUGCAGAUUGGGCAGGUGAUCAAGAGGAUAGAAAAUCUACAUUUGGAUGCUGCACUUUUGUUUGGGGAAACUUGGUUACUUGGAGAAGCAAGAAGCAAAGUGUAAUGGCCCGUAGUAGUGUAGAGGCAGAAUUUUGAGCCAUUGCUUUAGGAAUUUGUGAAGGUAUAUGGAUUAAAAAGGUGACUGAGGAACUUAAAAAGAAUGUUAACUUGCUUAUCACUCUGUAUUCAGAUAGUAUGGCAGCAAUCAACAUUUCACACAAACCAGUGCAACAUGAUUGGACCAAGCAUGUUGAGAUAGAUAAACAUUUUAUCAGAGAGAAGAUUGAUAUUGGCAUCAUCCAGAUGAGACACAUAUUAACAAGGGAGCAAACAGCUGAUGUUCUCACCAAAGGCUUGAGUAGAGAUAAGUUUGACUAUUUUAUCAGCAAGUUGGACAUGAUUAACAUCUAUGGUCCAACUUGAGGGGGAGUGUGGAAAUAUACUAUGUUUAAUGUAAAUAUCUGAUAGUUAUUAUACGAUUAUAGGAUCAGAUAUAUUAGGGAAGUCUUUUCUCUCUAUCCCUUAUUCCUCGGCCUCAUUUCUCGGCUGGCAUUGUGGUUUCUCUUCUGUAUAUAUGUAAUCGACACACCUACCGAAUAAUAUAAUUUAGUUUUGAUCAGUAUAUCUUCAGAUUUUUACUCAAGACCUUCAGCUCUUCUUCAAUAGCUAAUCUCCAUUUGGGAUCAGUUACAGCCUUAUCAAAAGUGCUAGGAAUAUCUUCACUAUCAAUACUUGCAACCAAAGCCUUAAACUGAGAGUUAAGUUUAUCAUAGGAGACAUACCUGCCAAUGGGAUGUCGAGUACGACUCUUUUUUCUUUUUUUUAGAGCAAUAGGCCAUUGGAUAUCUUCAGGACUGGUUUCAGGUUGAGAGUCAUGACUUUGCCUUGGAAAAGUAAUGGGAUUGUCUCUUUGCACCUGCUGACCUGGCUGAUUCUCCUCUGAUCUAUUCACAACAGACUCUAAAUUUUGGUCUUGAAUGGCCAUUGGUAAUGGUUCAGGGUUGUCAGACUCAGAUUCAGGUCUGGUAGGGUAAUUAGGACAAGAUUCAGGUUCUGUAGCAGAAUCAGAUUCAGGAAAGUCAGGUGCUGUAACAGGUGAAACUGGUUCAGGUUCAGAAAUAGAAGCAUCUAGAAGUGUUUGAGAUCCAGUGUUUGGGUUACUAACUCGUGGGCUAGGUGAGCUGUCACAUAUUAACCAUUCAUUAUCACUCUCCCCCUGAAUGGGUAAUUUGGGAUAGAACGGAAGAGUUUCAACAUACUGAACAUCCAAAGUGACAUAGGUAUUUCGAGUGGAUGGAGAAUAACAUUUGUAUCCUUUCUUUGUAGAAGAGUACAACAACAACAACAACAACAAGCUUUUAUCCCACUAGGUGGGGUCGGCUAUAUGGAUUGCAAAACGCCAUUGUGCUCUAUCAUUUAUCAAGCUUUUAGGAAUAUUAUUAAUUAACAGAUCGCGUUCAAUAACCUCCAAAAGUGUUCUCUUAGGCUUUCCUCUACCUCUCUUAAUCGGACUCAAAGUUAUAUGUUCCACUUUUCUCACUGGUGCCUCCCUUGGUCUUCUUUGUACAUGCCCAAACCAUCUCAACCGAUGUUCUACCAUUUUUUCCUCAAUAGGUGCCACUCUCACUUUUUCGCGUACGUGCUCAUUUCGAAUUUUAUCUUUACGUGUAUGUCCGCACAUCCAUCGUAACAUUCUCAUCUCUGCUACUCCAACUUUAUGCUCUUGCUGUCUCGUUAGAGCCCAGUAUUCACUACUAUAUAACAUUGCCGGUCUGAUAGCAGUGCGAUAAAACUUUCCUUUAAGUUUAUUAGGCACCUUACGAUCGCAAAUAACUCCUUUAGCUUUUCUCCAAUUAAACCAUCCAGUUUGAAUUCUAUGUGAAAUAUCUCUACUGAUUUCGCCAUCAUUUUGAAUAAUGGCUCUAAAAUAUCUAAACUUUUUCACUUGAGGUAUAAUUUGAUCUCCCAAUUUCACUUCCAAAUUAUUGUUGAAUAGUCCUUCACCAAAUUUACAAUAUAAAUAUUCCGUCUUACUUCUACUCAGACGAAAACCUUUCGACUCCAAUGUCCUCCUCCAUAACUCAAGUUUGCAAUUAACCUCUUCUCUUGUAUCUGCUAUAAGAACUAUAUCAUUGGCGAAGAGCAUACAUUUCGGAAUUUCCCCUUGAAUAUGUUCCGUCAAAACAUUUAAGAUCAAGUUGAACAAAUAAGGACUCAGAGAUGAUCCCUGAUGUAGUCCAAUCUUUAUAGGAAAAUCCUUUGUUUGACCACCAGGCGUUCUUAUACUAGUUUUUACCCCCUCAUACAUAUCUUGUAUGGCUUUAAUAUAAGCAAUCCGUACUCCUUUUUUUUUCCAACACUUUCCAAAGCACUUUUCUUGGUAUACGGUCAUAAGCUUUUUCCAAAUCAAUAAAAACCAUGUGUAGAUCUUUAUCUUUACAAUGAUACUUUUCUAUUAAUCCCCUUAGUGGAUAAAUUGCCUCUGUAGUUGAUCUACCUGGCAUAAAACCAAACUGAUUCUCAGAAAUACUUGUCUUCAAUCUCAACCUGUGCUCAAUUACUUUCUCCCACAAUUUCAUUGUGUGGCUCAUGAGCUUAAUCCCUCUAUAGUUAGUGCAAUUCUGAAUAUCUCUUUUAUUUUUAUAAAUAGGAAUUAAUGUACUUCUCCUCCACUCAUCAGGCAUUUUCUUGGACCGUAAAAUCACAUUAAAUAACUGAGUUAACCAUCUCACCCCUUCUUCACCUAAACAUUUCCACGCUUCGAUAGAUAUACAAUCAGGUCCGUUGGCUCUACCAUUUGCCAUUUUCUUAAGAGCUUCCUUUACCUCCUUAUCACGUAUUAUUCGAUAGAAUGACAAAUUUUGUUCUCCUUCACCAGUUACUAAAUCCUCCAAGUUACUAGAUGAACCCUCUCCAUCAUUGAAAAGUUUAGAAAAGUAAGUCUCCCAUCUAUUUUUAAUUUCAUCAUCUGUAACUAAAAUUCUUCCCUCUUCAUCCUUAAUACACCUUAUCUGUUAUAGAUCUCUUGAUUUUCUUUCCCUACUCUUGGCAAUCUUAUAAAUAUUUCGCUCUUCUUCCUUCGUCUCAUGGUUCUUAUAAAAUUCUUCAAAAGCUUUAGAACGAGCUUCACCUACAGCUCUCUUAGUUUCCUUCUUAGCCAUACGGUACCUCUCUCAAUUUUCCUCAUUGUUACACAAAUGUAUGGCUUUAAAACAAUUCUUCUUAUAUUUGAUUUUGUCCUGUAGACUAUUAUUCCACCACCAAGACUCCUUAUCUCUCGGACCGGAACCUUUUGAUUCUCUCAAAACUACUUUUGCAACCUCCCGUAUCUUUUUAGCCAUAUCCUCCCACAUGAUGUUAGCACUUUUCUGAGAUUCCCAAAUUCCUUUAUCCAAAAGAUUUCGCUUGAAAAUAUAUUGCUUCUCACCUUUUAAUUGCCACCACCUAAUCCUUGGUGCUACUACUUAUCGACGUUUUUGGAUUUUACUCAUAAUACACACAUCAAGGACUAGGACCCUAUGUUGUGUCGUUACAGCAUCUCCGGGGAUCACCUUGCAAUUUUUACAAAGUCUUCUAUCUGUGUUCCUAACCAAAAGAAAAUCAAUCUGUGACUUUGAGACUCCACUUUUGUAAGUGAUGAGAUGCUCAUCUCUCUUCUUGAAACAAGUGUUGGCAAUCUUAAAAUCAUACGCUAAUGAGAAAUCAAGAAGAGUUUGUCCUUCAUUGUUUAGCUCUCCAAAACCAAAACCACCAUGCACCCUCGCAUACUGACCAGCUUCCCUCCCGACAUGCCCAUUAAAGUCUCCUCCAAUAAAAAUCUUUUCACUCUGUGGUAUGUGUCGAAUCAACCCCUCCAGAUCCUCCCAAAAUAAUUCUUUAAGACUGGCUUCUGUCCCGACUUGCGGCGCAUAAGCGCUAACAAGAUUAACAGUCUCACAUCCAAUUAUCAUUUUUAAGAAAAUAAAUCUAUCUCCAAUUCUGCUAACUUCAACGUUCUUCUUCCACUCCUUAUCUAUAAUGAUGCCUACUCUAUUGCGUGCACUUACUUUUCCUGUAUACCAAAGUUUGAAACCUUGAAUAUCCUUAGCUUCUUCUCCACGCCAUUUUGUUUCUUGUAGGCAAAGGAUAUUGAUUUUUCUUUGAAUCAUAAUCCCGACAACCUCUACAGAUUUACAAUUCAAUGUCCCAACAUUCCAGGUGCCAAAUCUAAUUUUGCUCUCAUGGACUAACUUCUUUAGCCGCGUGCGUCCAGAAUGACGCGGUAGCCCUUGCUCAUUUAACACUACAUCCGGGCGCCGAUGCAGCAGCUCUAACUCACUUAUCACUGUACUCGAGCCAUGCAGCGCGUUACUUACAGGCAACGACCUAGCAUUAACAUUAUAACGUCUAUUGUCCAUGUUCAUGAUAGAUUCAACAAAGUUUUACAUUGGCUGUUGAUGGCCUAACACAACCCUCCUCCUUUACCCGGGCUUGGGACCGGCUAUAAACAUAGGCGGAGUUUCUUUGUAGAAGAGUAUCCCAAGAAAAUAUAUUUAAUAGACCGAGAAGCCAAUUUUCCACCCGAAGAAGAAAAGACACAAGUAGUAUAGCCAAAGACACGCUUAGAGAGUGAGUUAAAAAGAUGAUAAUUAGGAAAAUAGGUUAGAAAUUUCUCAAUAGGUGAUUGUAAUUUUAAGACUUUGGAGGGCAUACGAUUAAUAAGAUAUGCAGCAGUGAGGACAGCAUCCCCCAAAAAAUAUUAGGAACAUUAUUUCCUAGCAAAAGAGCCCUAAAAGAUGUCUAUUUUUCUUUUCAGCCACCUCAUUUUAUUGAGUGUUCACAUAAGAUGUUUGAUGGUGUAUCCCUUUCUCAGUAAGGAAACUUUGAAAGUUUGAGUUAAGAUACUUUGUCCCAUUAUCACUUCGAAGAACCUUGAUAGAGGUCUGAAAUUGAGUUUAAACAAACACGUGGAAAUUUUUAAAAAUAGAGAAAACUUCAGAUUUGUCUCUCAUCAAGAACAGCCACGUCAAACGGGUAUGGUCAUCUAUAAAAGUAACAAACCACCUAGCUUUUGAGUUAGUAGCAACGCUAGAUGGACCCCAAACAUCACUAUGAAUAAGGGCAAAAGGUUUGGAAGGAAUAUAUGGAGUUGAAGGAUAAGAGGUGCGAGUUUGUUGGCAAACUGGAAAAUAUCACAAUGAAAAUCAACCUUCUUUUUAUUCAUAGAAUUGGGAAAGAAAAUUUUCAUGUAAUCAAAACUUGGAUGACCUGACCUAAAAUGCCAUAACAUAAAGUCUUCAUGAGACAUAGUAGAAAAACAAGAACUUGAAUUAGCCAUGCAGUCUUUAUUUGAGGAGUUGCCUUCAAGAUAAUACAACCCAUUAAAUUCCUUAGCAUUGCCAAUUGUCUUCCCCAAAGCCAUGUCCUGAAAAACACACUUAAAUUGGUCAAAAAUAACAAGGCAAUUUAAUUGAUGAGCUAUACACUUCACGGACUACAAGCUACAUUGUAUGUCAGGCACAUAUAAGACAUUUGUAAGGAUUAUGUUGGGAGAAAUAGUGACUAUGCCUAUAACCUUGGCAUAAGUAUUAUUUGCUACUUAAACACGGGUAUGUUCAAAAUAGGGGUGAAAAUUAGACAAUAAUUCUCAAAAACCAGUAAUAUGAUCUGUAGCUCCUGAAUCAAUUAUCCAAACAUUGCUUGUCCAGGAAAUAGCAUUUAAAGCAGUGACAAGUUUAGUACCUAUUUGAGCUAAGGCAACAGAGGGAGUUUUCUCACUUGGUCUUUCCUGAGAAUACGUUUCUAGAAUUCUUCGUAGGACAGAGAGAUCUUCACUAUUGAGCAUGUCACCAUUAGAGUUGUUUACCAUGAACCCCUUCUUAUCACCUUUACUUUGUUGCUUUAGAUGGGCUGGUUUCCCAUGAAUUUCCCAACACAAUUCCCUGGUGUGACCAUUUUUGUUACAAUGAUCACAUUUGAGAUGCUUCUUCCCUUUUUGCUCUCCACCUUGGUUCCCACGUGCCACCAUGGCCGAGGCUUCUAAACUUGAGGAAGGAAGAAUAGAAGGAGUAGAUGAAGAAUUCUGAGUAAGUUCUUUAUGACUUUCCUCAUACCUGAUCGUAUUAAAUGCAUCUUCCAAAGGAUGGGAUGGGCUACAUGCCCAUAAUUCAUCCUCGAACGUCUUCAAAAUUAUCAUUCAACCCAAGCAAGAACUCAUAGCAGCGUUCGCGAUCGACCACUUGGCGGAAAUACACCUCGUCUGUAUGGCAGGACCAUUGGUGGACUUCAUACAGAUUGAUUUGUUGCCAAAGCCUGAUGAGAGCACUAUAGUAGAGAGUAAUAGUGUUUUCCCCUUGCGUGAGACUACGAAGCAUCCUUUUCACUUGAAAAAUAGCAGCGUUCGCGAUCGACCACUUGGCGGAAAUACACCUCGUCUGUAUGGCAGGACCAUUGGUGGACUUCAUACAGAUUGAUUUGUUGCCAAAGCCUGAUGAGAGCACUAUAGUAGAGAGUAAUAGUGUUUUCCCCUUGCGUGAGACUACGAAGCAUCCUUUUCACUUGAAAAAUAGCGGCUGUAUUCUCUGAUAGAAUAUGUGCGCCUGGCUGAUUCCCAGAUUUCCCGAGCAAAAUUAGCAAGUAAAUAGGUCUCACUAAUCUCGGCUGUCAUAGAGUGAACAAGCCAAGUCAUCACCAAGUUGUUCUUGGCACACCAUGUUUCAUAUUGAGGGUCACCAAUAGCUGGCGGCUUGGGAUUCCAGGUGAGGUAUUUUUCUUUAUUUUUCCUACGGAUGAGCAUUAGAAUAUUUUUGGACCACUGCAGAUAAUUGUUCCCAUUUAGAUGAUGGGUUAUCACAGUGUGAGAGAAGGAGUCAGGUACAGAACUCCCCCUCGAAGUUAGGAUAGGAAUAUUCGCACCUUGUGUACCUCCUCCCCCAAUCUCGGUCCCUGUUCUAGGGCCUCCUCCCAAUGCCGAUGAUGACUAAAGGACCUCAUCACCAGCUGUGAAAGCCCUAGGUUGACCGGAGAGCACUGCUUUGUACGACAUAGAGACACUGCUUUGAUACCAUGAGAGAAUGCAGUGCGUGAUAUCUUAUUCUUCCACAGAACUGAUCGGUACAUAUAUAGAGGGAGAGAUUGAUACAAUUGCAUAAAAUCCUCUCUCAAUAAAAUAAAAUAAAUAGGGGAUACUAAUUCGAGAUAUUAAUCUGAAUCCUAAAAAAUAAAGCUGACCAAGAUGAUAAUAAUAAUAGUCUAAGAAACCCUAGAGAUAAUGGACUCAAAGAAAAAAAAGCCCAAUUCCAACAAGGGUAUUAAAUAUUUUGAAACUAACGCCUACAAGGACAACGUCUAAAAGUGUAUUUUGGCAUCAGAGUAAGCGGGGUCAAUGGCAGUCAAGCUGAUGGAUAGAGAAGGGAAGAACUGGAAAGAUAGGAUAGAGAAAAGGAGAGUAAGAAAGAGAUUGAGAACUAGAGAGAGAUUCUGGAAAUACUGGAGAGAUUUAUUAUGCCAUUUCAUAUCAGGUUCAUCUACACCCUAGGCCUAUCUAUACAUUUAGGCCCAUUAACCAUCUAACUAACUUCCCACUAAUGACUUCCAUCCUUCCCACUAAUGACUUCCACUUAUUCUAAUUACACAUCAAUAUCCCCCUUAAGAACCCCUGUCCUCAAGGGUCAGAAAUGACAAAAGAAGGGUGCUGCUGUUUCAGUUGGAAUAAAGGAACCAAGCUUGCUUCUUCAUCUGGAACACCCUUCCAUUGGACCAGAACUUCAGAAAUAAUUCUCCCCUUCUUUCUUCCCAUUCUUUUGUUCAAAAUCAACCCUAGAAGAAGAGUUGGAGGAGGCUCAGGCCGGCUACAGGUGGAUGCCGUGGCUUCACAGAUGGAUCAGGACAGAGCUUAAGCAAAGAUACAUGAAAAGUAGGAUGCACUCUAGAUUUUGGAGGUAACUCCACUUUGUACACUACUGGACCUAUUCUUUGACAGAUUCUAUAAGGUCCGAAGUACUUUGGAGUCAAUUUCUGAGAGCUCUUUGAUGCUGCAGAAAUUUGUCUAUAAGUUUGAAGCUUGACAAACACCCACUGUCUUUCCUCAAAUUCUCUAUCACUCCUAUACAAAUUUGCCUUUUGUUUCAUUUUGUUGACAGCCCUACUAAGAUGAUGUUUUGCCAUCCUUAAAGCUUCCUCUUGUGCUGCAAAAGUUCUAUCAACAGCCUUCACCAUCACAUCUCUAGGCAAAUAAGGAACAUGCAAAGGAGGAGCCUGCCCAUACAGCAAUUCAUAGGAAGUAGUUUUAGUAGAAUUGUGGUAAGAAGUGUUAUACUACCAUUCUGCCAAAGAAAGCCAUUUAUGCCACUCCUUAGGUUUUUCCCAACACAUGCACCUCAAAUAAUUUUCUAGACAGCAAUUGAGAACUUCUGACUGCCUAUUUGUUUGUGAAUGGUAAGAGGAAGUAUGCUUCUGGUCAACCCUGAAAACUUUCAAAAAAUCCUUUAAAAAUGACUGACAAAGAGGGGCUCUCUAUCACUUAUAGUCUCAACGGGAGCUCCAUGUAACUAAUAGAUAUAAUCAAGGAACUAUUGUGCUAAAGUAGAGGCUAUAAAAGGAUGAGAUAAAGACAAAAAAAAAAAAGUGCAUGCUUGCUAAAACGAUCAAUAAUCACCCAAAUUGUGUCCUUGCCAUUGGAUUUGGGUAAGCCCUCAAUAAAAUCCAUGGUGACACUUUCCCAAACCUUGCUUGGAAUAGGAGGAGGCUGUAGUAAUCCAGGAUAAGCCACUAAUUCAGAUUUACACUGAGCACAUGUAUCACAAUGCCUCACAAAAUCUUUAAUAUCCUCAAAUAAUUUUGGCCACCAGGAUAGCUUCUUGACUCUUUGCUAAGUAGCUUGCACACCAAAACGUCCCCCUCGUGGACUACCAUGAAGCUAUUCCAGGAUCUUAAGUCUCACGUUUGGAAUAUUUCCAACAACGAGCUUGUCAGUUUUCCUUAAAAAUUGACUAUCCCAAGCAUAUUUGCCUUCUGACCCACCACACUGUUGCAAUUGAGCCCUUAAAGCUCUGAGAUCUACAUAAUCAUCCCAACUUCGCUAAAUUUCCAAGAAAAGAAAAUCUGAACAAGUAUGAAGAGAAACUUGAAAAACCUCAUUUUUAGGGAUCCUAGAAAGAGCAUCAGCUGCACUAUUAUCAUCACCCUUUUUGUAAUGAAUUGCAUAAUCAUACCGCAUGAGUUUAGUAACCCAAUACAUCUGAAAUGCCGUCUUUAAUUCUGAUCCAGCAAAGGUACACUUGCUUUCCUUCACAAAAAAGCAAUGUUUUCUCAGAAUUUCCUAAACCGAACACAAGUGUUAUGUGUGAGAAUUUAUACAGGGACUAUAAAUUAAAAUAUCAUUAAAGAAAACUAAGACAAAUUUCCUCAAAUACUCCCUGAAUAUAUUAUUCAUAGCACCCUGAAAAGUUGCAGGUGCAUUAGUGGGCCCAAAAGGCAUCACUAACUACUUGUAGUGGCUUAAAUGAGUGCGAAAGGCUGUCUUGUAGAUGUCUUUUGGUUCCAUUCUGAUUUGAUGGUAACCAGCCUGUAGAUCCAGCUUAGUAAACGAUCUAGCAUCCUUUAAUUUGACCAGAAGCUCUUCCACAAGAGGAAUAGGAUAUUUAUUCUUGACUGUCCUCUUAUUAAGUUCUCUAUAAUCAUUGCACAUGCGCCAUGACCUAUCUUUCUUUUUCACCAACAAAAUUGGUGAAGCAAAUGGUGAACUACUUUCCUGGAUAACUUGUGAUUGCAGUAGAUCCUUUUCCAUGUCUUCAAUAGCAUUCUUUUGAACUGCUGGAUACCUAUAGGGCCUUAGAUUAACUGGGUCAGCCUUUGUUUGCGGAAUAAUAAGGUGAUUGUGACCUUCUCUCAAAGGGGGAAGAGACUUAGGUUCUUUAAAAACAUUUGAAAAUUCAGAUAAUAAUUCUGUCACAGCUUCUACAAAAUUAUUAUCCCCCUUUACCUUCAAACAAUGAAGAUCCCCAUCACCAUCCUCUAACAAGUGCAACAUAGACAUCUACCCUCCAGCCUCUAAAUCUCCUUCAAUCUUAAAGUCAACAAUCUUACAUCCUGUUAGUUCUUGAGGUUGCAAGCAGCACUUUUUCCAAUUAUACCAGAAAGUCAUGGACAAAUUGUCAUAACCCCAAUGAGCUUGAUGAAUAGUCCUAAGCCAAGAUAAACCCAGAACAAUGUCAUAUGUUUUGACUUCCAAAAUUGGAAAGUCUGACUCAAACUCUUCUCGGGCAUUCUCCACUUAACGCCUUUAAGAACCUCAAAAACCUUGAACUUCCCACCUCUAGCAACUUCAACUUCUGCCAUUGGAUAAGAACCUUCCUUCCAGCUGAAUUUCUUAGCUAACGCACAGUCAAUAUAGGCAUGUGAGGCCCCAUUAUCAAUGAGAAUCUGAAUCUGUCUCCUGCCCAUAUACCCGUGGAUUCUCAUAGCCGAAGGUACAACACUUCACUGAAUAGCAUGAAGACAGAUUUGAAGACACUUUGAUUGUUCUGGUAUGCCCUCAAACUUUUCAAGGACUUCCAAAUCUUGUCUAGUGUCAUCUUCACCCUCUUCCCCGCUUUGUUCUUCUAAUUCAAUAAGCUGUAACUGCAUCUUAUGCGUCUGGGCACAUGCAUGGUCACUAGAGAAGGGUUGUCGGCAGUAAAAGCAAAGAUUCUUGGCUUGCAAUUCCUUCACCUCAUCUGGGCUUAAGUUUUUAAAACUUUUGGCAUUGUUGUGUGAAGACCUAGUCGUUAAAAUAGAAGAAAUAGGGUUGAUAGAGCUGGGUUUGGGUAUAAGAAUUAGAAUUUGUAGAUUGGACAUUUUUAUCCUUAAAAGUGUGGGACCCAAAAUUUCCAGAUGGAGUUUUUUGUAUUACCCCACCUGGUUGUCUCCUUCUGCAUGCAUGGAUAAGGAUCAAAGAAGCUUUCUUUUACCUAUGUCUCUUCAUUUCUUGCCCACUGGACUGUGCGACUGCAUGAUUCACUGCCAUGUGUCUGAAGUCUCGUUUCUUGACGAUUAAUCUCAUGGGUUCUUGCAAUAGCUCGUGCACCGCUCAAGGUCCUCAGUUUAAACAUCUUGAGGGGCACCACGAACUCUGGGUUAAGCCCUGCCGUGUAUGUCUGAACCAAGUAAUCCUCGGGAAACAUGACUUUGCAAACUAUGGUGUCGAAUUCAUCUGAAGAACCUAUCUGUCGCAGAUUCAUCAAGUCCUCCAUUGGUGCUUCAUAUCGAGAUCCAGAGUGAUUUUUCAAAGCUUUUGCAUACUCGGCCCAAGUCCAUCGUGCAUACUCAUCCCCCAAGACCAUUGCUUGAUGCCAUUGAAAGGCUUUUUCAUCCACAUGGAUGCUAGCUAUAGUAAUCUUCCAAUCUUCUGGCGUGUUAUCAAUUUGAAAGUAAUACUCGCAUUUCAAAAUCCACCCUAAGAUAUCAUCCCUUUGAAAUCAGGGAAAUUCCAUCUUGGUGAAGUGUGUGCGAGGUUGGUAGUUGGGUGUCUGUUCGUGGUCGAUGAUGAUGGUGAAGACUUGCCAACUUGGAGAAGGCAUCCUCUAAGGCACGAAUACAGUCAUCGUUUUGAUUUGUCAUGAUUUUUUGUUGUUUCUUUGAUCGAGUUUCUGGCAUAUAGGCUGAGCAUGAACUGCUCUGAUAUCAUUGAUGGCUAGAGAAAAGAACAGGAAAGAUAGGAUGGAGAAAAGGAGAGUAAGGAAGAGAUUGAGAACUAGAGAGAGAUUUUGGAAAUACUCGAGAAAUUUAUUAUCCAAUUUCAUAUCAAGUAUAUUUAUACAAGGCCUAUUUAUACAUUUAGACCCAUUAACCAUCUAACUAACUUCCCUAACGACUUCCACCCUUCCCACUAAUGACUUCCACUUAUUCUAAUUACACAUCACAAGCAUUUUUCCUUUGACUGAUGCCUCGAUAACCUUCAAUUAAGUGGGGUUAUUGUGUGUGCUGCCUUUGUCAUUUAAGAUCUGGACCUUGUUUUACCUUCUAUAUUAAUUGUAUUAGUGACAGGUCAACAAAUUUAACACCAUUAGUGCCACAUCAUUGUCCUUUUGAACAUAUUCGAAAGUAGAGGGGCAAACAUUGCAUUCAAGAUAAACUAGAGACAUGGAACAAUUAAAAAAUAAUAAUAAUAGACCUAUGCCAAAAUACAUUAAAACUACAGGGACUAAAAGUUGUGUUUUCCCAGUUGUUUUUCUUUUGA
Messenger RNA from Prosopis cineraria, 16455 nucleotides. RefSeq lists its product as uncharacterized. The record is from RefSeq and is a predicted model, not a curated record. The transcript has 11 exons. Lineage: Eukaryota; Viridiplantae; Streptophyta; Magnoliopsida; Fabales; Fabaceae. Bases 211 to 1683 code for a protein of 490 amino acids.